Molecule: messenger RNA, 2511 nt
Organism: Sphaerulina musiva SO2202
Lineage: Eukaryota; Fungi; Ascomycota; Dothideomycetes; Mycosphaerellales; Mycosphaerellaceae
Product: 2-dehydropantoate 2-reductase
Exons: 1
Coding region: 20-1135 (371 amino acids)
Biological process (GO): pantothenate biosynthetic process
Cellular component (GO): cytoplasm
Molecular function (GO): 2-dehydropantoate 2-reductase activity
Source: RefSeq, a predicted model, not a curated record
AAAAAAUAAAAAAAAAAUCAUGCCACGAAUCCUGCUUCAUGGUACAGGUGCGAUUGGAACCAUAUAUGCCUACCAACUCAUGCAAGCCGGCUGCGACGUCACAGUAACUUGUCGAUCCAACUACGAAGCCGUCAUCAAGCAAAAUGGUUUUCAUCUGGACUCUGUCAUUUACGGAGAAGGAUUACAUCUUCAGCCGAAAGUCGUUCGAAGUCCUCUGGAAGCUGUCGAGAAUAGUAGCAGUAGCAAUGAAGAAGGAGAAGGAGAAGGAGUAUAUGACUACCUUUUGGUAGCAUGCAAAGCCAUCCCCGAAGCCCAAAUUUCAGAAACGAUCGCUCCAGCGGUGACACGGGGACGAACGACGAUUGUAUUACUGCAGAAUGGAAUUGGAAUUGAAGAAGAAUACUCGAAGAAGUUUCCUGAGAAUUUGCUGUUGAGUGGUGUGGUGUAUUGUCCUGUCACACAGACUUCGCCGGGAUAUAUUACUAUGGGAGAUGUCGAGAGGUUGGAAAUUGGCGAAUUUUCUUCUUCUUCUUCUUCUUCUUCUGCUUCAUCAGUCGAAAACAACAACAAGAACUCAACAACAACAACAACAACAACAACAACAACAGAAAUCCACCCCUCCACCUCAAAAUUCCUCUCCCUCCUCAAAUCCGGAGGCGGGAAUCCCAUCCACUACCACCCCUCGACCUCAAUGCAAGAAAGACGCUGGUUCAAACUCCUCCUCAACGCCCCCUGGAAUCCCAUCUGCGCUCUAACCCUCUCUCGAGAUCUCGCCUUUCUCGCCGCCGAACCAUGCACCUCCUUAGCCGUCAUCCGCGGCGUUCUCGACGAGGUAAUUGCCAUUUCGCGCGCUCUGGGAUAUCACAGUGUGACAGCAGAAGCAGCAGAGCAAGGGCUGGCGACGAUUAUGUCUCGCGAGGGAAUUGCGGGGAUUGAACCGAGUAUGCUCGUGGAUGUGCUGUGGACGCGGAGGAUGGAACAUGAAGUGAUUUUGGGAAAUCCGGUGAGGGUCGCGAGGAAGUUGGGGGUGGAGGUGCCGAGGAUGGAGAUGUUGUAUGCGUUGGUCAAGGCUUUGGAUUUGUCGCAUCAGAAGAGGAAGGAGGGCAGGUCGUUGGAUAUGUAUGAUUUGGCUUAGGGGAAUUGAAUGUAUGUAUGUAUCGACUCGGAUUGUCUCAGACCAUCACAGAUAUUGCCCGACUUUCUUCCUCUUGGAUUUACCAUUUCGGUAAAAGAUCCUUUCCUGUGAUGCUCAUGUCUUCCCGUCUGAACGGUAGCAGCGAGUGAGAUGCAGGGAGACAGUAGAACUUAAAGCAUAGGAACAGUAGCACAGAGAGAAGUAGGUUGUAUAAGUACUAACGAGGUAGACAGUGAAGGGGUGAUUAACCGGAUUUUUGGCGCGCCGGCGGCAGCGGUGUUCCCUGCAAUACGAGAAGGUAAGACUUCUCCUGUUCUCAGACUCGAAUGCUCAUGAUCAGCUCAUUACAAUAUUCCGAAUCGUUCAUCUGGAAGGCCCAGAGAAUCUGUCCCAUGAAUUCACACAAAAAAGUCUUGUGAGAUUUUGGUGUUAAUGCCUUCGAGCCCCCCAACACAGCUUCAAGAAACAUGCAGUCGAAAUCUACCACAGCCACGCGGUCCACAACUCGCCGUCGUAUCCCAUCGCCUCGCCCGACUUUGAGAACAUGCGCAGAGUAUCAAAAGGUCCACCGUUUGCAAUGACCAAAGAGCAGAUGUGGUAGAACCCUCCAGAAGCGGCGUUGGAGAGUCGAUUGAUACCAGAGGAGAACUGCUACCGACAUGCGAAGCUGAGCGCUAAAGGUUCCAGCCAUCGAGAGGUGUGAAAUAGAAUGAAGUUGAGUCUGGCAACCCCCCUCCGAGACUGGUCUCGUAUAGGCAGAAAGUGGUGGUGGUGGGCCUGCCAACGUCUGUCAUAAACCAGGAAGAGCGAUAACCCAAGCGAAGACGCUUUCCGUGUGAGAGGAGACGAAAGAAUAUUUACAGACUCGCGAGUACGAAUACAAAGCCGGGCAGUUCAGGAUCGCGGAGCGCACAGGAAUCAAUGGAAAAUCUUGACAGACAGGACCAUCGGAGUUCCCACUGCCAAAGCGUCUCUUCAUGCAGCUCUGUGGGCUAUGAUGGGCCACCUCCUGUACAGUCUCAGGUUUGGCCUUGCCGUUGGUCUCUGUACCAGGCAUUACCGGGGCCACUUGUCCUCGUCACUCCCAAUCUCUCCCUCCAGACGUUCAUCCUCCGCUCCCCAGGCAUGGGCGGGUGUUUGGUCUCAUCGGGACAAACGCCAUCCUCUGCAGCAAUGUCCGUCACCACGGGUGCGUGCGCAGCUGAGCAGAAUGAAGGCGGGUUCUUGGCCAGUGCGGUGGAACACAUUUCGUGACGAACACAGAAGUGCAUACACUUGUGCCAUGUGAUCAUGUUGACCACGCACAUUUCGAGUGUAGGUCUGUGUGUGUGUGUGUUGUGUGAGUGUGAGAGAGGGUGUGUGAGUGAGUGAGUGAG